AUGGAGCUCAAGAAAGGCAAAACCAUUGUGCUCACCAUGUGGGGCACCAUGAUUCUUUUCCCGGUGCUGGCACUGGUCUUCAUCAUCCUCAGACUUUAUUGCAGGCGUUGGCUCAAGAAGGCUACCACGGGUUAUCUGGACGAUUAUGUGCUGAUCUUCUCUUGGGUCCUCAUGGUCGUAACCUCCACCAUAGGUCUCAUGCUGGCCAAGCACGGCGUAGGCACAGCCAUAAUGGCAGGGGAAGAGGUCGCAGUCGAGCCCGAGGUGAUGCACGCUCUUCUUUUCUGGACUUCCAACCUGCUACUCUUCGGCAUCAACGCCAUUGCUUUCUCCAAAGUGUCUUGGUUCAUCACUCUCAUUCGCCUGGUCGUCAAUUGUCGGCAAAAGGUUGCACUCUGGAUGUUGAUGGUGUUCAGCACCACCCUCCUGCUUGUUGCUUCCACUUUUGGGUACUACCAAUGCCAUUUCCUGCCCGAUGGGAGCUGGAGCUAUCCAGAAAUGUCAGAUCACAGGUGCCUAGACAAUGGGGUUGCCAUCAAAAUCAGCCUAGUCACGUCCAUUUACUCCACCGUCCUGGAAUUUGCGUUGGCGGCUGUUCCCGCCUAUGUCGUUUGGAACUUGCCACUCAAACAGAGCACCAAGAUUGGCAUCAUCUGUGCCACGAGCGUGGCCUUUGUGUCGGCGAUGAUGGGAGCUUUGAGAACAAAGGCGUAUUAUGAUCACCUGUUUCCACUGGGAAAGCUACCCGAGAUGUAUUCCUUGGGAUGUGUGAUCAUGUUUGCGGUCCUAGAGGUGUGCACCACUAUCAUAGCCGCUAGCAUCCCCUUCUUCCGUCCGCUGGUAAAGAAGAUGGCUAAAGCCUAUGACGAGGACGAGCUUUCGUGGCCAUGA
Messenger RNA from Sordaria macrospora k-hell, 891 nucleotides. RefSeq lists its product as uncharacterized. The record is from RefSeq and is a predicted model, not a curated record. Lineage: Eukaryota; Fungi; Ascomycota; Sordariomycetes; Sordariales; Sordariaceae.